Messenger RNA from Paraglomus occultum, 120 nucleotides. The record is from the annotation of a GenBank genome assembly. NCBI's taxonomy places the organism in Eukaryota, Fungi, Glomeromycota, Glomeromycetes, Paraglomerales, Paraglomeraceae.
GAUAGAUUACCAACAGUCACUUUUGACCUAAAGCUAGAAGCUGAGCUUACUACAACCAGCUCUCGAAGACUUGCUCCAGAAGCUGGAAAGAAGCGAAGCGCUUUACCACGUGACAAAUAA